CGGCAAUCGCCACGUUGCGCGCCAUGAGGCCAUGAGGUCUCCUCUUCGGUUGGCCGUUGCUUUUUCUUCUGCCUCACACUCUCUCUGUUCUCACAAUCACGUUGGGUCCUGUUUGGCUGCUAACAAAUUCUCGGAAUCCGCCAUGGAGAAAAAGGACUCUCAAGACAAAAGGGAUCAGAUGAGGGAAGCCCAUUACAAGGAGUCAUGCGAGGAUAGCGCAAGAAAACGCAUUUCUGAUGAUAUCAUUCCUCAUAUUCUGCACCUAUAUGGAUCUUGUGCAACACCUCGUGACUUUGAAAUAUAUGCUCCAGAUGCUUCUUUCGAGGAUCCGCUUAUGUGUGCUAAUGGGGUGAAGCAGAUAAAAUCAGCAUUCUACUCACUUUCCAAGAUCUUUAGCGAAUCAAGAAUUGUGGAAUAUACUGUUGAAGAAAAUUUAAUUUCUCCUGGAAAGCAAGAGAUAUUAAUUGACAACAAGCAAUUCUACAAGUUCUUAGGUAAAAACAUAGACAUGAUAUCACUCAUCAAGUUGUACGUGGUGGAUGGGAAAGUUGUUCGCCAUGAAGAUUGGUGGAACAAGAAGCCUCUUUUGAAUAGGGAGACAGUAAAGCUGCCACUCAUUGGCCGAAUUGUAGAAAUGACUCGCAGGGGUUCAAUGCUGGCAACUCAUGCAAUGAUGAGGUUUGGGAAGGAUCCAUCUAUUUAAACUUACUUUUGAAACCAAUGGUGGAUUAUGUUCUGCUCCUGCUUGUGCGUUUCGGUCCUGGCAUUUGUUUCUUGCUGAGGAAUGUCUGCUGGUUAAUCGUUGUCCAGUUCAUUGUGCAUGUGGUUUGGUGCUAGGUAACUAAAUAUGCAGGUUAAGACAAACUUACUUAAGUUCUAUAUGCUUGAAGAGAGAUUUGCCAAAAUGGUAUUCCUUUUGCUGCAUGUAGGGAUUUGUUUAAACAUUACAUAUUAGAAUAUUAAUUAAGUGAUUAAAUUCAUAAUUUCUUAUCAGCUUAAACGUUUGAAAUAAGUUGUGAUUUAACAUGUUAUCUGAAUAAAAGUUUUGAGUUCAAACACUGUC
This is a messenger RNA of Corylus avellana, 1063 nucleotides long. RefSeq names its product Nuclear transport factor 2 (NTF2) family protein. The record is from RefSeq and is a predicted model, not a curated record. NCBI's taxonomy places the organism in Eukaryota, Viridiplantae, Streptophyta, Magnoliopsida, Fagales, Betulaceae.